GCUGUGGAAUAUGACAACCUUGGUCCAUCGGGAUAGGAUUGAAAUUCACAAGUUUAGGUGGCGGGUAUUAGGGGAGGGAUAAACGCAGAAGGAAGAGCACACGUAAAGUCCCAAACUGAAGCAGCCAUUCCAACCAGCCCUCCCUCCCUAAUUUGAAUCCGGCCAGGCUACUGUAAUUGUAAGAACCAAUAUCCACCCCGGCAGCACGCACUACAACCACCGUCGCGCGCUGCUGCUGUUUGCUGGGAGCAAGGCGGGGAACUGAACACAAUUUCUGGGAUCGGCACUUCUGCAUCUUGGGAAUUGAGGGUUGGGGUUCCUGGGGAUAGGCAUAAUUUAUUGUCUACCGGACAGUUAUGGGAGGCUGCUUCGCCAAGAGUCAAAAUGACGAUGAUGAUUCAGAGCACCCAAUUGAAUUUGCUGGUGGAAACGUGCAAGUCGUUUCCACUGAGGAGAGUUGGAAAGAGCAUCUAGCAGAAGCAAGCAAGGAUGGGAAAACGGUGGUUGCCAAUUUCAGUGCAACGUGGUGUGGUCCUUGCAGAAUGAUAGCGCCAUUCUACACGGAGCUGUCUGAGAAACAUCCAUCACUAGUUUUUCUAUCGAUCGAUGUGGAUGAACUAACGGAAUUGAGCACUUCAUGGGAGAUUAAAGCAACGCCAACGUUCUUCUUUCUGAGAGAUGGGAAACAAGUGGAUAAACUAGUGGGAGCCAACAAGCCAGAACUGCAGAAGAAGAUUACAGCGAUCGUAGACUCAGGCGGCGGCCAUUGUGAAGAGAAGUGAUUUUGCUGUUUCAUCAGUCUGUUAUCCUGUGUGCGUGCACGCACAUGAUGCUAAUUAACGUCAUGUAUCCGGUUUGGUUUUUGUUAUCAUCAUGUCGACCAUGGUCUGUGGUGUCUUGGGUGUAAUUUUGGUUCGUUGAUCAGGGCGAGAGUGUAUCGAGUUUUGAUGAUGGUGUUUAUCCUAUCCAUGUUGGUGGAUGGGUGUGUUGGUAUUGUUCUUGUUCGUUUCUCUGGAUGUGUUUGUGAUUUUCAUGUAGAUAUGGUAUAUGAUUAUUGAAUAAAGCUGUGUGUGUGUUGGCCGAAGUUAUCCCUUGGUUUAGUGGGCGUGAGGUGAGACGUGGGUGCAACUUGCAAGCUUGCUCCAGGCCA
This is a messenger RNA of Linum tenue, 1150 nucleotides long. NCBI's taxonomy places the organism in Eukaryota, Viridiplantae, Streptophyta, Magnoliopsida, Malpighiales, Linaceae. The record is from the annotation of a GenBank genome assembly.